Funneliformis geosporum is the source of this 360-nucleotide messenger RNA. The record is from the annotation of a GenBank genome assembly. NCBI's taxonomy places the organism in Eukaryota, Fungi, Glomeromycota, Glomeromycetes, Glomerales, Glomeraceae.
AUGAAAAACAAUGAAACCGCUGAAAAACCAGAAAAGUAUCCUUUUGCAGAAUUAAGUAAAAUUAUUCACAUAGACGGAAUAGACGCUAAGAAAAUAGCUGAUCGUUGGUGGAACAUACUAGAUCCUCGUCUUUGCAAAGAACCUUUAUCUCAGAAAGAGAAGAAGUAUAUUUAUAGUAGGGUGCCACAACUCAUUCGACCACAACAAAAAAUUAAUUGGAAAGGUUUGCAGGAAGAAAUGAAAGCCAAAUUUGAAAAAUUCCCUGGUGAUGGUAUUGAAGCCGGUGCUUCCAACAAAGCUGAUGAUAAUAUCGAAGCAGGUGCUUCCAAUAAAGCUUCUAUUGAUUACAUGAUGAAUUAG